Molecule: messenger RNA, 5388 nt
Organism: Ixodes scapularis (black-legged tick)
Lineage: Eukaryota; Metazoa; Arthropoda; Arachnida; Ixodida; Ixodidae
Product: BMP and activin membrane-bound inhibitor homolog
Exons: 3
Coding region: 1148-1867 (239 amino acids)
Source: RefSeq, a predicted model, not a curated record
UCGAGUUUGCGACCGACUGGGGAACGAAGCGCGGUUCCUCCUCCCGUCCCAUUCCCAGAAGGGACGGCGCCUGGCAAACUGGACGACGGGACCCAUCUCCCCAUUUUUACCCUGUUUUCUCUUUUCCUCCGUUGGCGCCGUGCUUUCGAGUCAGCGCCGUCGUCCGUUCUGUUAAAAUGCUGCAGCUCUCGCGAAAGACAGUUUGUUGCUCCGCGUUUGUCAGUUUCCCCCGUUCAACGCGCCUGACAACGUACCCCACUCCCGGACAAACAAACAAAAAAAAAACUUUCGAAUCUCCAGUGAUCUUUCGGCGUAACUAUGAUGGACUCCACGUGUGAAUCUUCGACUGGCAGGACGCGCUGCCAUCGACUGGCUACCUGAACGAACUCUCCGCCGUCGCAACGUGCUCCGUAGACGACGCUUCGUGUGUGUGUGUUUUCGACCAGGAAAUCUUUUACUGGUCCAGCUCUAUCGUCGCAGCGCCCACUGGACGAACCCCCGGCUUUCUCCACAUCGUAAGGUGCCCCACAGACUACCCUUCACGUGCGUGUAUGUGUAUCCCUUCGAACUGCUAUCGACUCGAGAGAACCAUGCCGCGGACCAGCGUCACCGCCACGCUCCAGUCGCCACGUGCUUUUCCCCGGCGGCGCCGCUCCUAGCUCCCGAGCAAGCGACCAUCGUCUCCUCCACUCCGGCGUCAACGCUCCUCAUCCGACCGAGUCCCCAUUCAUCCGCUUUACCCCUCGCCCUCCGAGAAGAGAAGCCCCGACCGGCCGACGUCCCCCCUUCCCCAUCUCCCAAGUCCUCCAGCGCGGACGAGAGCGAGAGCAUCAGCGCUACGCCGACAACGCCAGCGCGGCGGCCGGCGGCGUCGUCGGGGAGAGGGCAAAAACUUCGGCGCCGUCUCUGCCGCCAACGCCGAGUCGGUCGGGCGGGCGUCGAGCGCGAGCCAGGCCGUCGCGGCAUGCCGGCGGCGCGACGUCCGUCCACAGCGGCUCGCGGGGAAGACGACGCCGGCGUCGUCGUCGCGGGAGGUAACGGCUAGAGCCCCUCGGCGUCGCGGCUCUCGGAUGUUUCCGUGCAACGGACGUGGACAGCCGGUCGAGUGAGUGCGCGAGUGCUCGGUCGGGGGUCCCACCGGGCCGACAUGCGGCAGCCUGGGCUCUGCAUCGGCAUCGUGGUGAUGUGCGCCGACGUCCUCGUGCAAGUCUGCGGCGAAAUCUUCUGCCACUGCAACCUGGCGGCGUGCGUGUCCACGGGAUACAUGUGCAAGUCCCGCCAAGAGCUCUGUUUCUGGGACCAGGCGUCCGCUUGGUCAAGUGACGUCACCGGGUCCGGGCCGUACCACUGGCGCUACGGCUGCGUCGACCUUCUCGCCGACUCCGAGGCCAGGUCGUACAAAUCGGCCGGACCCCAGGACGUCGGGGACGCCGUGGGACACAGUGCGCCCCACGAGCGCUGGGACUGCAACGCCUCCUUGGGCGACGAGGCCACUGGCGGCGCGAGAGUGCAUCGUCGCUGCUGCAAUCACGAUAUGUGCAACUUCGACAAAGACUACCGGGAUGGCGCACCAGGUAGCCACAGUGGCCGCGACUUCGGAGAGCCCAUCAUAGCAGCCGGCUCCUUGACGCGGCUGCUAUGGUUCAGGGCGGCUGUCAUCGCGGUGCCCAUCACGGGAGGCUUCGUCCUGGUUCUGCUCGUUCUGCUGGCUUCCAGGCUACUCCGCCGCGACGCUGACCCUCCGUCCCAAGGCAGCCAUCUAGUCCACGGCAUGCACGAACCUCGCAAGGCGUCGACAAAAAGCCUCGUGUCUUGUCUCCGGGCCUUGUGGCCAGUCAAGACGGACAAGAGUGUUGUGCUAGUCUGAGUGCCCGCCGCCCGUCGAUGCUUCCAGCCAUAGAGGAAGGGCUUCCAGGACAAUGCUGCAUUUUUGAGAAGUGCCAAAGCCGAAGUUCGCGCAGCGCUUGCAAUGGUCCAAAUGCGGUCAGGCGGGGAAAGCUUAAAGAAAAUGUUUUUUUAGGGUUUGUGGGAUCCAUCAUUUAUUUUUGCUUUUCUUUUGAGUAACGGAAGCGCCUCAAGUGUUGUCAAAUCACAGUUUCGACCACUAUAGUGGGCGUAUUGGUGAGGGAAUGGAACAUUCCAGAGUUUGAAUACUUCCCGUAGAUUUGCUCCUCCAUUCAAUUUUACUGAGCAGCUCAAAAAUAUUUGCAAAUCUACCACAACAGUUUUACAUCAUGUUAAUCUGAACGAGAUAUAUUAAUGCCCUAAAUUUAUUCAUAAAAUACUCCUGAAAUAAAAUUUGAAGCUGAGGACUUUUUAUCGCGAGAUAUUGGCCACAAGCCUAAAAUGUGUCUGAGACGGGCAAAAAAAUAGAACCUAAAACAUUUUACCAUUCCAAACAUGCAAAAUCUCCUGAAUGGGCGUCUGGAUCGAAGGCUUGUAAAGUGUAUGCGUUUUUCAAUUUUUAUGAGGUUUUCGCGCUGUUCAUUAUUUUCUCACUUAUCAGAUGUCCAUUCUCUGAGUUUAUUCCCAUGGCACUCUUCUUUUUCCCGAUUGCACUUUCAUUCAAAUUUGCUGGGAUUUUUUGUUGUGGUUGUUGUUAUUGUUUCCGUCGUCUGACACUUUAUGCCAAUAUUAUUCACCCUUGAAGCAACUGUCAUUGUGGGUCAGAAUGUCUUGUUGCAAAAUCUUAGAAGUCAUGUGUGUAGAACCACGCAGCAUUUUAGAGUCUAAAGCUGCUCGUCCAUUUCAAAGCCUUCUCAAGAAUCCAUGCCUUCCCUCUGAGCUUUUCUUAAAAAAAAAAAAGAAAAGAAAAAAGAAACCACCAGGUGCACGUUUAGAAUGACGCUGUUUCACUCGCAUUUGAGAGGCUAGAUUCAGAAUAUGUGCCGAUCUCUUACAUGCCACGCAUUUUGCUGUAGAAGUGAGUGAGAGUAUACCGGCACUACUACGCACGCAGAUCACCUUUCCUUGUGUUCCUUUGGAUCAAUUCUGCACAAGCUUUGCUUCAAGUACGUUUUCCCCCCUUAUUCCUCGUUCUCUUUUCAAACAUUUAAUAGUGAAAAAGCUUAAUUAUCCGUUGUAUUUACAAUUCUACUUCUUGCUUAAUUCGUCUAGGCUCUGUUCCCACACAGCCCUACCGGCCAGCAAGUUCGUUCCUUUGGAUUCAGUCAAGGGUGCUUCGCUCUCGUGUGGUACUAUAAGAUAAUAGAAAAUCAGUGCAGAGUCCUGCGGCCUUACGAAUGUGCUUUAGUUUUAAUCUAGCUGCAUGUGACCCUGAAAGGUAGUCAGUCGACUUUGUGUCCACUUCAAUCUGCCCAAGGGGGCUCAUUAUAUUUCGCUUGCCCUGUUGCUAAAUCAAAUGUAUGCCAGCCACCACGUACUUUAAAGUACACAACUCCAAUUAUAUCCUGUCUAUAAUUAUGCAAACGUACCAUACUUAGUAAAAAAAAAAAAAGCCCUUCUUUUCUUUUUUAUUGAAAAGUUGUGCUUAUCUCUUUUCUGUGCAGCCGAGUUAAUCUUAAGGAACACAACGACAAAUAUUAUGCGUGUGUCGCAAAAAAAAAAAAAUAUUCUACUGACGUAUUUUUAGUGCUUCGCAAGAGACCGGCAGCCUCAGCCGCGUAGCCUUCCCUGUGCCAUCCAAGUUUCUCUUUUUGACAAAGUGCCACUUUUGGAAGUGGGCGGACGGUGGAGCCGCCCAUGUAGUUUCGUCCACAACGAAUCUUGUCGCGCCAAAGCCAGAGCAGAUGCAUUUACACGCACAACGCGCAGCCAAAAAACAAAAUGCUUUUUGACGCUACGUAGAGCGACAAUCAUGACAAAGUAUAUAUAUAUAUUAUAUACGCUACUACUCGCCCGCUACCUGGUGCACCGCUGUCGCGCUUAGUAGCGUUAUUUAUUGCGUCAAAUAUGCAAAGAAGAACUGUAUACAUAUAUCUGUAGAUACACUUACAAGAGCGAAACCUCAUUGUCUGGAGGACGUCUGUUAUGUGCACGCACUGACGCGUCUUUUCUUCCAUGCCUCGCAGUGUGCAGACUUCUUGCACUCGAAAACGGUCGACCUGGUUGAAACUUCCCUCUAAGUCCGUAAAUGUUUGUGUGAAAGCAACCAAUGAUGAAUUGCAUUACUUAAUUAAUCAAUCGCCGGUUGAUUGACUCGCUAUGGUUUGCCUAGUGUGGUGGUGUUGACACCGGCUGUUGUAUUCCCUCUUCAAAUGUGCGAAGUCUUUGAGGCACACUUAAAAAAUUGUCCCUUAUGCGUAGAUAUAUAGCACUAUCUACACGUGCGAAGUUUGACACUUCGAUAGAUAAACAAUGAAUUGUUUGGUCGUUGUAAAAGGAAGAGGAAAAGCAAGCGGCAGAUCAAGGCGGGAACAUUUUCUACAUAUUUGCCUGGCAGAGCCGUUAAUGUCAGCCAGCAAAGCAAGCCCAUCGAUGACUUCCCUUCCCUUUUGAUAACGACGUGCCAAAUGUAAACGUCUCUUUUAGACAUGACAGAAAGUGGGACAAAAGUCGCCGAGCACGAGAGUAGUCCAGGGAUUAUAUUUUGUACAUUUGACAGCCAAAAAUGAACUCUGGGUCAAUCCACGUCUUUAUAUGUUUUCUGUCAUCGGACAGAUUGCAAACUAGCUAUUGUAAGCCAAAAGGCAGCAACAAAAAAUAUGCAUAAAUGGGUCUGACUGACGAGAAAACAAACCUCCUCUUGCGGUCGCCUUCAUAAAAUGAAGCUUCCGAAUGUGAGGUUAAAACAUUGCCUAAAAUUUCAGGCUCCUCGUGUGACUUUUGUGUCACUUUGUUUAGAGAUAGUUCCGCCACUCUAAGCCGAACAUUUUCGUGCCAACGAUGCAACGUUGUUGGCAGCUUUGUACUUUUAGAGAUUAGCGUUCUUAGAACGAGCGGCUUUGUGCUGCUUUAAACCCAACCAUUGCCAUACAUACGCCAUGCAAGAAGAGAAAAAUGGUCCUCGAAGGAAGCGUUCACGUACCUGCUACAGCCACUUAUGCAUCCUUAUACGUGCCAAACUUGGUAUUUAGUCACGACGCGUCCUCCAGGAAACGGUGUGUGACGUGGUCGCGAAGCGAAAGUCAAGUGUGAAGUCCUUUUGUACAUAUUUUGGUAUUGCGCUGUACAGUUUUGUAUUUAAUUCUGCUGAGCGCCCCUUGGAAGGGCCGCCAUCCAUGUCUGGGCUAUCGCUUUUGGAGAGGCCAUCCUACGCGUCGUCAGGCGCAGAGCAGAAAUGGCUUUUGCGAACUGUCUCUUGUCCAAUGUGUGUGUCUUCAUCCGGAGCCAUUGAAGUGCCAGGGGUUAAAUAAAGACAUAUAUUUAAGACAGCUUCAGCAAUGUAUGUUGCAAACUUGUAAUAAAACGUACGCUUCAAACAAUGUA